GGGCCUUGUGGGUAGCAAGGAGUCGCCAGGUGACUGCUAAUGGCGGCGACCGCGGCAGAGCUGUUAGAAGGGGCUGCCUGAAGCCGUCCCAGGUGGGGCGCAGAGCGAGGGCGGCGGCCGAGGCAGCGCCCGGCGAACCCCCUCAGCCGCUUCCUCUUCCUCCUUCUCCUCCCCUUCCGUGCAGCCCCCUCGCAGUUCGCGUUGACGAGGCCCGAACCAGCCGCCCCCCAACUUCGAGGCUCCGCCAUGGAACCGGGGGCGCCGGGCGCGGAGGGCAGCGGGGGCCUCGGUGGCUUCGGAACCGGCCGGAGGCCUCCCCGGCCCGUGGGCGCCCUGGCCGUGGGCUCGAGGCAGCCCAGCGUGGAGACCCUGGAUAGCCCUACAGGAUCCCAUGUUGAAUGGUGCAAACAGCUAAUAGCUGCUACAAUUUCUAGUCAGAUUUCAGGGUCAGUGCCGUCUGAAAGCAUAUCCAGAGAUUACCGGGUUUUCAGGAGGCCUGACAUCAGGAACACCUAUAAAACAGGAACACGAUUGGAGGUUCAGGAAGGACACAAUGGCUAUCAUUCUGAAGCUGGAGCUGAUCAGGCUCUCAGAGAUGGAAAUAAGCUGGCCCAAAUGGAAGAGGCACCACUAUUUCCAGGAGAAUCAAUCAAAGCUAUUGUUAAGGAUGUCAUGUAUAUCUGUCCAUUUAUGGGAGCAGUUAGUGGAACACUGACGGUGACCGAUUUCAAAAUGUACUUCAAAAAUGUAGAGAGGGAUCCACAUUUUAUCCUUGAUGUUCCCCUUGGAGUGAUAAGCAGAGUUGAAAAGAUUGGAGUACAGAGUCAUGGAGAUAAUUCCUGUGGCAUAGAGAUUGUUUGCAAGGAUAUGAGAAACUUGCGACUUGCCUAUAAACAAGAAGAACAGAGCAAGCUGGGGAUAUUUGAAAAUCUUAGUAGAUAUGCUUUUCCUCUUUCCAAUGGGCAAGCUUUAUUUGCAUUCAACUAUAAAGAAAAGUUUCCGUCUAAUGGCUGGAAAGUUUAUGACCCCGUAUCCGAAUACAAGAGACAGGGUUUACCAAAUGAGAGUUGGAAAAUAUCCAAAAUAAAUAGUAGCUAUGAGCUUUGUGAUACAUAUCCUGCUAUUAUUGUUGUGCCAACUAGUGUGAAAGAUGAUGACCUCACAAAAGUAGCAGCUUUCAGAGCAAAAGGCAGAGUUCCUGUCUUGUCCUGGAUUCAUCCUGAGAGUCAGGCAACAAUUACUCGAUGCAGCCAGCCACUUGUGGGCCCGAAUGAUAAACGCUGCAAAGAAGAUGAGAAAUAUUUGCAGACCAUAAUGGAUGCUAAUGCCCAGUCACAUAAACUUAUUAUCUUUGAUGCCCGACAAAACAGCGUUGCUGAUACUAACAAGGCAAAAGGUGGAGGAUAUGAAAGUGAAAGUGCCUAUCCAAAUGCUGAGCUGAUAUUCUUGGAAAUUCACAAUAUUCAUGUGAUGAGAGAAUCAUUACGUAAAUUGAAAGAAAUUGUGUAUCCCUCGAUUGAUGAGGCCAAGUGGCUAUCCAAUGUGGAUGCGACACAUUGGUUGGAAUACAUAAGGAUGCUUCUUGCUGGAGCAUUAAGAAUUGCUGAUAAAAUAGAAUCUGGAAAAACUUCUGUGGUGAUACAUUGUAGUGACGGCUGGGAUCGAACAGCACAGCUCACGUCUCUGGCUAUGCUUAUGUUGGAUAGCUAUUACCGUACCAUUCAAGGAUUUGAGGCCCUUGUAGAAAAAGAGUGGACAAGCUUUGGGCACAGGUUUGCCUUGCGAGUAGGCCAUGGUGAUGACAACCACGCGGAUGCUGACAGAUCUCCUAUAUUUCUUCAGUUCAUUGAUUGUGUCUGGCAAAUGACAAAACAGUUUCCCUCAGCGUUUGAAUUCAAUGAGCUCUUCUUGAUUACCAUCUUGGAUCAUCUUUACAGUUGCCUCUUUGGGACUUUUUUGUGCAACUGUGAACAGCAACGGUUAAAAGAGGGUGUGAACACGAAAACUAUAUCUCUGUGGUCUUAUAUCAACAGCCAACUGGAUGAAUUUUCAAAUCCCUUCUAUGUGAAUUAUGAAAACCACGUUUUAUAUCCUGUUGCUAGUCUGAAUCAUUUGGAAUUGUGGGUAAACUAUUACGUCCGUUGGAAUCCUCGAAUGAGACCUCAGUUAUUAUCUAAUCCAAGCCCUCUCUUCCUAUGUAAGUGGUAUGGAACCUAUUCAUCCAUUACUAGGUACCGCACUUGAACCUGGAUCGUCUUGCUUUGUAUGAUGCCGUCUAUUAGAGAAAAUGAAAGUGCUGAAAAUACAUAAAGCAUUUGAGUAUUUCGGGUAUGCACAUCUGUAUACUAAGGACAGGAUAAAAAGAAACUAUCUGAAAUGUUUUGACAGGUCUGUAUAAAUAAUUUGUGAAUUUGGCAGGACAUUUGUGAUUCACAAACCAAGUACUUGCCUUUCACCUAUAUUGAAAGCUGUUUCUUCCCUUAGAUACUUAAAAUUUGCCCCAGGGUAAGAGAUAAAUUAAAUAAUGGUGAACUUGGGCAUUACCACCCUGGCAAGUGUAGCCAUCCCAGUAUGCCAGCCUCUGGCUAUUUGACUACUGCUGAUCUGGAAUCCUGAUAUCCUUCUACAAUCCAUUCUCACACCAAGACACAUGUUCUGUUUUUGUUUUUGUUUUUGUUUUUGUUUUUUGUCUCCUUUAUUUUUGUACUUGAUGGGGAAUGAGAUGAUCACAGAUUGACUUUCUAUUACCAUUGCCUUUGUAAACAAGCUAAUUUCUUCACACACAUCUUUCCCUUUUUUGGCCUUGGGCUUCCAAGAUAUGGAAGAUAUCUGUAUCUUUUCGUCUCCGUUAGUCAAUCAUUUUAGUCAUAUCUGACUCUUCGUCAUCCCCUUUGGAGUUUUCUUGGCAUUUCCUUCUCCAGCUCAUUAUACAGAUGAGGAAACCAAGGCAAACGAGGUAAAGGGACUUGUCCAGGGUCACAUGGCUAGUAUGUUGAUUUUCAUCAAUGUGAAUAUGCCUUCAGAGGUAUGGCUUAUAACCUAACCAUGCCUUUUUCUUUUGUUUAGCUCUUGCCCAUAUCUUCUUUUAAAUCCUCUACGAGGGAUCCAUGAAACAUGCUAGGCAUUGCCCUUUCAAUCCUUUUACAUUAUUCAGAUACCAGUGAGAUAUAUAGGCAGUUGAUUAUCCCUCACUCUCGUUACGUUACUAUUUCCUUUUCGUAUAAUUCUUGUCUUUUGAUAUCUUUGAUGGAACUUUUCGCAUGUAAUUCGUUGUUGGUAAUGUGUUGCAAUUGAAUUACUCUCACCACAUCCCACUCUAUCACCCUUUUGGGUGAUCCACAAUUUUCAUUUUUUUAAAUCUGCGUUAUGCUCUUAUUGGUGGACCUGUAGCAUUUCCAUAGGCAUAUUGCUGUUUAAAGAUGAGUACUUCUUUCAUGGAGAAUCUUGGGGUUAUUGUCGAGUUACCCGAGUGAAAUCCUGCCGAUUCUCUUUCUUCCUCUUCAUGUCUGGAUCUGCGUAAUGAAUCCUCUGUGGUGUUUGUCCAAGAUCUAUGAAGGGUAAGACUAGCACCAAGAGUUGAUACAAUUGCAUAUCAGAGCUGGGACCCGGGAAUUCUUCAUUUUUCCUUUACAUCUAGGUCAGAUUCUUGUGAGUGAUUAGGAAUUUCAUUUGAAAGGCUCUAAAAUGUUCUGUGGCUUGUUUCAAGCAGCACGAUUAUGACCCUCAAACAAGCUACCUUACUGUCGGUGGGAAUGCGUCUGCCGUUUGGACUUUGUUCGGCUUCCUCCCCGACAGCUGCAAAUAUCUGAGUUUAUUUCUAAUUGUUUUCUGCUUCACUUUAUAUUACUAAUCAGAGGUUCAUCAAAGUUAACUCUUGAAUCCAACUAGGAAACUAUAGUUCUCUUACCAUAUACAUGAGAGACACUUUGUUAGUGGAGAAUGACUGCAUUUUGAUCUACUGAGUCAAAUGCUUUUUUUAAAAAGUUAAAAACAAUAGGAGUAGAUAUGCGAUGUCUUCUCUUUCAAUCAAUUGUGUGACUGCAAAGAUAUGGUUUACUGGAGGGUAGAGUGUUGUACAUGAAAUUCUUCCUAUUCUCUUAUAUUUUCUUCAAUAAUGUUCUCUAUAUGGGGUAAAUGAUUCUGAACUCGUAGUUCAGGAGACGUAUGAAUUGAGAGGUGCUGAUUUCCCCAUUGAUUUUUUUUAUUAUUUUAUUUUUUUGGUAAUAACAUCUGUGAUAUUUUCAGAUGGCUUCUAGUCUCUUCCCCUACUUUCAGAUAACUUGAAAAUCAGGUUUUCACCGUGCUCCAAACUACUGCUUUUUUACCACAGAUUUUCUUUGUGGAUAUUAGGUACAGUUCAGAUACUCUUACUCUCUUAACUUUAGUGGCACCUAUACUUCUUGUAUAGUGCCUUGAGAAGUAUGUGGCAUAGCGGGUAAAGUGCUGUGUUCAAAAUUAAGACCCAAAUUCUAGUCUUGCCUCUUGACACAUGAUGGCUGUGAGGCCCUGAAAAAAGUCUUUUGGCUUCUCAGUGCCUCAGGCAAAUCUCGAGGCAGAGCUGCACUCCUAUUUAAGCUUGCUACCCUAUUAGAGUCAUAGAUUCAGUCAAGACACCAUAGCAUGUUGUAGUCUAUUAGACUCCAGUUGUGUUGGUGGCAAUGUCAUUGAUGCAGAAACAACUAGAGUGAGCAGGACAGCUCUCUUCCCCUUUUUACCUGUUGUCCUCCACAUUUGACCUCAAUGUUCUUGGGACAAUCUAGCUUAAUUGGGCCUCGUACCAAUAUUUCUGUCAUCGUUUAAAAAGGCAAUACUGUUUAAAAAAAAGCUUUUCCUAGCCUCCUACAUCGGAAUUUGAAAAUAAGUUUAUAUUCUAAGCCAAUGAAGCCUCUGCUGCCAGAUCUGUCAUUUCCCAAUCAUUUUUUUAGCCAAGAUGCUGGAAUAAUUUGCCAUUUCCUUCUCCAGCUCAUUUUACAGAUGAGGAAACUGAGACAAACAGGGUGAAGGGACUUGCCCAGGGUCACACAGCUAGGAAGUAUCUGAGACCAGAUUUGAACUCUGAUCUUCCUGACUCCAGGCCCAAUGCUCUACCCAUUGUGCCACCUAACUACCAUAUUAGGACAUAUAGCAAAAAUUAAAUGUUGGCUGGUACAGAGGCCCUUUUUUUUUUUUUUUUUUAAACUCUUUACUGGUUAAGCUUUGUUAAGAAAUGAUUAUGGUCCCAUCAGCUCCUUUAUUGAUUUUCCAUUUUAUAACACAAAUGUUAAAAUAAAACAUUUUAUAACGUGAAGUUCUUACCUUUGGUCAAAAUAAUUGGGCAGCAUUUUUUCCUUCUUUUUUCCCCUUCUUCUUUGAUCCAAAUUUUAAUUUCUAUCAUCUCCCAAAUCAGUAGUCCUUACUCCAUGUAGCUGAUUCUGAAAGAACUCAUGUCCAUGUUGAUAACCAGUAGCGUCCUGUCAAGAUGUUGACUGUUUUCAGAGGGAUUUUAUUCAUUGUUCAAAAUGUCCAAAAAUAUUCACCACGUGUAGAUUGGUUGUCUACAAGCCUUUUGUUUCCCAAAUUGCUUAAACCUGCUCCAUAUUUUUCAUGAUAACCCCCUGUGCCCUCCUUUGUGCUGAAGUCACUGAGUAUCAAAGUAUAUGUUGAGUAAUAAUUGGGAGGUUCUUACUGAAUUCUUCAGAUUGCUCUACUUUUUCAUCCUCUAACAGAGAUUAGUUAAAAAGUCUAAUUAUCUUCAUGGUGGUCUUUAAGAUGACAGAGUCCUGUGAAAUGUUUGUUGUUGCUUUUUUGUACUUGAUAACAUGAACUCUAUCAACUUUCAUUUGUGUCUGUGCAACAACCUGUUUAUAUCUUCUGAUUUAGUUUAUGUUGUCCCUUUUGAUAUUUCAAUUCCUACAGUAUGAUGCUAUUUCCUUGGUCACUGAACAAGGAUUUCACAUUGAGUACCAACAUAGCCAAGUUAAUGUCUAUAAAUGGUUUGAAAGCUGUAUGAUUUUUAAUACCUUUUUUUGCGAAAUAUUACUGCAGAAGGAAGCCUCACAAGGACUAAGGAGCGUUUUGUUUUUCUUUAUUUUGUACUCAUAUUGCCAGCCCUACCAAUGAAGUCACUUGAACGUGUUAUAGCGGAGAUUGAUUUGGAGAUGUGGGUUCGAUUAGAUGGUUAUGGAACUCCUUUAUAACUAAGGAAUUCUUUGAAAUCAAAUGAUAUUUAUAUCCCUAGUGCUUGUACAUUGAGACACAUAAUAGAUGUGUUGGAAAUGAUUUUUUUUGGCAUAAGUUUAAUUUUAGAGCAUUUGAAAGCACAUCAUACUAUUUCCACUCCUACCUUUUUGCUUAUGUCUUUAUUCUUACCCGUUCCAUUUUCUACAUUGUGUAGAAUUGUUUUGAUUUUAGGUCACGGGAGUAAAAGUUGACUGUAAGUACCCUCUUCCUCAGCUUAGUUCUUAGGUUUGGUUUAUAUGUUAGGUUUAUAGAGAUGUCAAUUAACCUUACCGUUAGCUAAUUCCAUACUUGAACCAUAAAGUGUACAACUUCAUUUCCUGCCUUUCUAGUUUUGGUGAUGAAAAUGGUCACAUGCUUCUAGGUUAGGUACCUUUUAGUGCUUUAGAGGAAAGGUACUGUAUAAAAGGGAAUGAAGAUGAGAGUCUUACAGGGUAUCCUAUGAAUAAGUCUUAGAGCAUGUAUAAGCAGCAAACUGCACUAAGACUGGGGGCCACUAUGUAUAGUGCUAGAGUAGGGAGCUUGCAAGGUACCCGGCAUUUAUUAAAUGCCUAUUGUGUGCCGGACACUGUACUAAGUCAAAAAAGAAAGACAUAAAGAUGUGUGUGCAAAUAAUUAUAAGGUACUAUGUGGUAAGUACCAGAAUGCUAAUACGGUGCUCUAUGGAUUCAAAGAGCCUGCUAGGUGACACGGCAGUGGACAGAGGGCUGGGUGUGGAGUCAGGAAGGCUAGAAUUCUAAUCCAGCCUCAGACACUUCCUAGCUAUCUGACCUUGGGCAGGUCACUUAAUCCCCUUUUUAUAUCAGUUUCCUCGUGUACACGAUGAUCUGGAGAAGAAAAUGGCAAAGCGCUCUAUGAUCUCUUCUAAGAAAACCCCAAAUGGAGUCAGUUGGCCACAAGUGAAACCACCAAACAGGGAAGCAUUCGUAGAAGCAUAAGAUCCAGAGUAAAGUAGUAACUUGGCUUGAGUUCUCCUUUCCUUUUCCUUUUAAGUCAUUAUUACGUUUUUCAUAAGCUCCUUAACUUUCCCAGUGAUGUUUAUUUAGCCAAUAUCUCUUCCACUGAUUGAGGAUGGAAUUUGAAACUUAGUUUCUGAAACUGUAUUUGAAUUAUAGUAGAUUCUGUAAAGGAGCUACAGUGAAAAGCAUCGCCUUUGUGAGUCACAGGAAGCAACCUGAUUGAACUAUUUAUGUAAUCUAAAUCAAGUGGUAAAUUCAAAAUAUUACUCCUUUGUGGUCUCUAGUUUUUAUUGGAAAAACAGAUCUCCAUAUGGAAAGGGAUUAUACUUGUUCUUUUGGGCCCCCAGAGAAGAGAAGUAGGAACAGUGGGUGGGAGUCACAAAGAGGUAGAUGUUGUCAUGGGAGAAGGAAAGUUUGCUAACAAUUACAGCUCUCUAGAAGUGGAAUUGGGGGCGGGGGGGAGUCUUUGGGGACAAAGAGUGAAUGUUAGGAUUCUUACAAGGUACUAAAGGUCAGCGGAAUCGAUAGAGACGAUAGUUAUCUAAUUUAGCAUGGUUCAGUAUGACUGAUUUAAUCCUACCAGGAGAUGUUUUGGGCGGAACUUGAAACAAGGUGCUAAGUCAGUUAUCUAAUUUUAGCAUGGUACUUAACAGUUCUCUAGUUCAGUAAUGUACUUAGUACUUAGUAGAGUUCCACAAGAUUCAUACCUUGACAAGCUCAACCAAGAAGAGAACUAAGGAAGACAGAGAAGUGGUGGCAGGCUGUCCUGUGGACAACACUGAAACCAAGAUCCGGAAGGCCUCCAGAAAAACUAGCCGAGCCCCAAGUGAAGGAGACAAGACUUUGAAGGACACAAUAAAGGAUUUGGAUUUUUAACUCCUGGGUGCAUUUGGGGUGAUUAUACCGAACUGAAACGAAGGCUGCUCCCAGAGAAAAUUACAUUCUAGAGAAGAAUAUUAACAAGUGAGGAAGUGGUAGAAUUCCCCUCAUGAGAAGUCUUCCAGCAAAUGUUGGAUGACAAUUUGUGACUGAGGAUUCUCAGUCAGGAGUCAGUUAGACUAUGAAAUUCUGAUACAUAGCAAUGCACUGUCUUUUGCAUAGCUUGUUUAAGUGUUAAGUCUCAAAGUUUUCUUUUUUCUUUUGGAAUAUUUCUGAUAGCCGUACAGUUGUAUGAAAUUUUUCAUAUAAACUAUUCUCUCUGUCAUGAGUGUUACCAGCAUUAAGCAUAUAUGUCUUUGUAUGAGUGUGUGUAUAUUCAUGUAUCUUUUUUUAACUCAUGAGAAUGUAUGGCGUAGUCCCUGCCUCAGAGCCAGGAAGACCCGAGUUCAAGUCCCAUCCCUACCACAUAGUGGUUACGAUACUCUGUGCAAGUCACUUAACCUGUCAAUGUUCUAGGCAGCAAGGAGUUUCCCACACCAGUAAAAUCAUAGGUCCCUUAGUGUGUUUAAGUGGCUCUGUAGAUAGGGUCGCAUUCCCUUGAGAUCCUCCUCCCUAAUUGCAGAAAGUAUGGUUGUCGUCUGUACGCAAAGAGGACCAAAAAUGACAUGGCUGUGUUCUAGUUGAGUUAGUGUGUCUGUGGCUGAUCAGCCCAGUUGGAACUGGGGUCGCUCUGCACGGGUCCGACACAAAUAGUGCCUGUGAACAUUUGGGGUGGAUUCUCUAACUUUGUACAUCUCAUGUUUUUUUCGGGACUACUUCAAUUCUGCUUUGCUCAUAGAGCAUGGUACCUUCUCUGAUGAGGGCACGCCAUGCUGGUCGGUCCUGUGCCUGUGUCUUCCACAUCUCACAAUCAAUUCGGAAAUUCUUGAGAGUGUCCUUGUAUUGCUUUUUCUGACCACCUUGUGAGUGCUUGCCCUGUCUGAGUUCUCCAUAAAAUAAUGUUUUCAGCAGGCGUACAGUUGGCAUUCGAAUGAUGUGGCCAGCCCCACGGAGCUGCGUUCUCUGCCGUAGACUUGGAACGCUGGGAGGUUUAGUUCGAGAAAGGACCAGCAUCUGGUAUCUUAUCUUGCCAGAGGAGCUUCAGAAUCUUCCUAAGACGAUUCAAAUGGAAGCGAUUCAGUUUCCUUGCAUGGCACUGGCAUACUGUCCAGCUGAUAAUAAAAGCUAUUCGAAUGGCCAGGGAGAAUAUUAGCAGAAUCUACAUGAAUUUCUAAAAGUUUUCUUUCUUUUUGUAUAUUUACAUAUAUGCCAAGUUAAGUCAAUGAGAUGUGUGAAUAUACAUCAUCAGAAGAGUUUCUUUUAGAAACCUGAACAAAAUUGUGCUAAGCUUUUAUACUGAAGAAAACUGAAAACUGCAUGUUUACACUUAACCAUUUGUCGUGCUGGUUCGUACCUUUAUUACUAUCUGAUCUUUGCUUGAGAAGCUUUAGUAUGGAGUAAAUCUACUACCUCUGGGGAAGUUUUCCUGACCUCAUUUUCUUUUUUGCUAUAUAAAUAAGAGUAAUGCUCUUGUGAGAGUAGGUAACUAGAGUAUAGUAGAGUAUUUGUCAGUUAAGUGUCUAGAUUAAUUUGUCUAAAACCAUGCUAUUUUUCCUAGAAAAGAUGGAGAUUGAUAAUAGGAUAGUGUCCUUAUAUUUGAGACUGACUACCCAGAUCCAAGGAAUAGUCAUUAAUUCUUUCAUGGCAGUUUGAACACAAGCUUCCAGUGGAGUACCUUAGAGAUCUUGGCUUGGCCCUGUGCUGUAGAACAUUAUUGUUAAGGUAUCACUUAGCAAAUAUGCAGGUGACGAAUCUGGGAAGGAUAGCUAACAUUACAUAACAAAAUGUCAGAAUUCAAAAAGACUUUGGGUUAGAACAUUGUGCUAAAAUCUCUUUUACUAGCCCCUUACUUAGUCUGAAUCAGAAAAGAGAAGCUGAGAGUUGAACAGGUUUGCCUCCUCUUGAGACCUGGUCCAUUGUCACGGCCUGCAUCAUCCCAAGCAGGUUAUGUUCACUCUUGUCAUGGGAUGGGACCGUACUCUUAUAUUCAUCAUCCAUCGUCUCUUGUUACUUCUGUUGCCUUGAUAUGUCUUGUCCAGUUUCCUAUUUAUCCCCGAAGCUCCCUGUGCAUCUCUAUAGGUCUCUUUCGAUGACUCCUUAUCUUUCUCUUCAGAAUCUUUUCUAAGAAUAACAUUUAUCUUAAGGGCUUCCUCUCCUGAUUUCCCUUGUAAAAUUUUAGGUCAUGGCUGAGUUCAUGGCAGGCUAGGUCUUCCUUUUCUUUCCUUCUCUUUUGUCACAUAUUUUAACAGGGAGUGUUCCUUCCCACUCAGUUCCCAUUCUUUCCUCACCAGUAACCAGUUGGUGAGAAUCAGAUCCAGAUUAGACGGUCUUUUCAUUGGUUUCUUCAACUUUUGAAGGAACAAAUGUUCAAACUUAAUCUAAUUUAAUGUUUAGCUAUUGAAGCUUUUUUUUUUGCUGUCACUAUUCCAUAUCUGCUAAUGUGCUGACCAUAUUAUUUAACUGUAUAAAAUGAAACUAAGAUUGUCAGUAAAAAUUUUAAUUCUAAAACAUAAGUAGAUAUCAGUUUGAAGCAUACACUUGAUUUUUAUCACGUGUUGGUGAAUUUACCAUGCUUACCAAGAUAAAUUUUUAAUUCUUCGCCUUGAUUUUUUAAAAGCUGUUUUGUUUUCCUUUAAAUACCUAUAAAUUAUAUUAUUGUGCAUUUGCUGUCAAGAGAUGCAGAAAUAAGGGGAAAAGAAAAGUUAUCACAAAAUGUGCUUUCUGCUGUUAUGGUUUCCAUUAUGAUGGCUCUCUAAUGUUUUGAUUCUUUUCAAAAGAGAGGUUUUUUUUUUCUUUUCUGCUUUUGUUUUCUCAUCCUUUUGUGUUAUUCUUACACACGAGCAUUGUAAACUUAGGGAGGUAAAGAAUUAGCUGUGCUGCAUGUGUUGACGUAUAUAAAGAAGCCAUUCUCUAAUAAAGAAUUUGGCCUCAGAAAGUCAUCGUGUUAUUACAACAACAUGAGGUCAGGAUCCAGGUGAUGAUGUUAAAUAAAGUUCUUCCGAUGUCUAAUAAACCUGUUUCUAUCGACU
Molecule: messenger RNA, 11182 nt
Organism: Antechinus flavipes (yellow-footed antechinus)
Lineage: Eukaryota; Metazoa; Chordata; Mammalia; Dasyuromorphia; Dasyuridae
Gene: MTMR1
Product: myotubularin related protein 1
Exons: 18
Coding region: 247-2244 (665 amino acids)
Biological process (GO): phosphatidylinositol dephosphorylation
Molecular function (GO): phosphatidylinositol-3,5-bisphosphate 3-phosphatase activity
Source: RefSeq, a predicted model, not a curated record